GCGGCUCCUCGCGGCCACCGUAGAGGGCGUCGGGCGGGCUCAGGGACGGAAGCCGAGAGGCGCCGCCGACCGCGCCUGCGACAGCGUCAGCCCUGCGCGGAACGCCGGCCCAUGGCGGCGGCGGCAAUGGCGGAGCAGGAGGGGGCCCGCAACGGCGCCCGAAACCGCGGCGGCGUCCAGCGCGUGGAGGGCAAACUGCGCGCCAGCGUCGAAAAGGGCGACUACUACGAGGCGCACCAGAUGUACCGGACCCUCUUCUUCAGAUACAUGUCCCAGAGCAAACACGCAGAGGCCCGAGAGCUCAUGUACUCAGGAGCACUGCUCUUCUUCAGUCACGGCCAGCAAAACAGUGCUGCAGACUUAUCUAUGUUAGUCUUGGAGUCCCUGGAGAAGGCAGAAGUGGAAGUGGCUGAUGAACUGCUGGAAAAUCUGGCUAAAGUAUUUAGUCUGAUGGAUCCAAAUUCUCCGGAGCGAGUGGCUUUUGUGUCCAGAGCCCUGAAGUGGUCCAGUGGAGGGUCCGGGAAACUGGGCCAUCCCCGGCUCCACCAGCUGCUGGCCCUCACGCUGUGGAAAGAACAAAACUACUGCGAGUCUCGGUAUCACUUCCUGCACUCCACUGACGGCGAGGGCUGCGCUAACAUGUUAGUGGAGUACUCCACCGCCCGGGGCUUCCGCAGUGAGGUGGACAUGUUCGUGGCCCAGGCGGUGCUUCAGUUUCUCUGUUUGAAAAACAAGACUAGUGCACUGGUGGUCUUCACAACCUACACGCAGAAGCACCCGUCGAUCGAGGAUGGGCCGCCAUUCGUCCAGCCCCUGCUCAAUUUCAUCUGGUUCCUGCUGUUGGCCCUGGAAGGCGGCAAGCUGGCCGUGUUCACGGUGCUGUGUGAGCAGUAUCAGCCGUCCCUCCGGAGGGACCCAAUGUACAACGAGUACCUCGACAGGAUAGGCCAACUCUUCUUUGGCGUGCCGCCCAAGCAGACAUCCUCCUACGGAGGCUUGCUAGGGAACUUGCUGAGCAGCCUCAUGGGCUCCUCGGAGCAGGAGGAGGGAGAGGAAAGCCAGGAUGACAGCAGCCCCAUCGAGCUGGACUGAGCUGCCGGCCUGCAUGGAGACGCCCACGGUCGGCACCACCGGACAGUUUCAGGAGCCAGGCCCAGAACGUGGCUCCUCACACUCAGCAGGCUCCUGGUCUGUGGUUGGCGGGGCUGCCUGUGUGGCGUCUGUCCCUAUUUAUGUAAGGUGGCUGAGGGCUGCACAGUCCGCCUGAUGCUGUGUGGCCAGGACUUGAGACUGAGGCCCAGGCUUCUGCGGGCGGCCGUGUCCCUUCAGCUCAAUCACAAUAAAGCGCAGGCCUUGCUGCGGCGUCCCUCUGC
Molecule: messenger RNA, 1373 nt
Organism: Urocitellus parryii (Arctic ground squirrel)
Lineage: Eukaryota; Metazoa; Chordata; Mammalia; Rodentia; Sciuridae
Gene: Get4
Product: guided entry of tail-anchored proteins factor 4
Biological process (GO): protein insertion into ER membrane
Cellular component (GO): cytosol; BAT3 complex
Molecular function (GO): protein binding
Source: RefSeq, a predicted model, not a curated record